AUUUAAAAAGCGAACCUGUCAUACUCGCGUCAGCUGUCAAAACAAGUCGCGAGGUGCGGUUGAUGGCUGAUGGCGUUGGCGUAACGAGAGCACACCACACCGAGGCGGCACGGCUGAGGCACGGCAUGAGUAACGCGUGACAGUGGAGUCUCUCUCGCGGGCGAGGCUCGCGACGGCAUCACAAGCAUCAGGAUCCUGCACCAUGCGAGGAGCGGAGUGCACCAACGGAUAUGGCGGCGCGUCACCUGAACACGCGUCAGCCAGCGACAGCGAAGGCGAGGAGGCGAGCGCCGGCUCCGGCGGCGAAGGAACCGUAGAACUCCUUGCCGAGGACUUGGAACUACCAGCGCGCGCCCUCGCCUCGCUCAACGCGCUACGCAAGUCGCGACAACACUUCGACGUCCUACUCGUUGCUGGGGGCGAAGAAACGCCCGCACACAAGGCAGUACUGGCUGCUGCGUCACCGUAUUUAUUAGAAACUUUAGCGGAGCCAUUACAUCGCGUAGCGGGGGUUGACGCGGCGUCGCUACGUGCGUUAGCCGAAUGGGCGUAUACUGGAAGAUUAGUAGCAUCUGCUGGCGCUCCAGCGCGGAAACUAUACGAAGCUGCAUGGCGGCUAAGAGUAGAAGGAGCGAGAUUGGCGUUAGCGGAGAGGCUUGUGCGGCGAGCGACGCCGCAGGAUGCGCUAGAGCUGCGAGCGCUGCCGGAUUUACCGCCGCAGCACAGGCAUCAUCUUGACACGUUUAUUGCGGCACAUUUCGACGAGAUUUGCGCCUCAGGCGCGCUAGCGGCCCUCCCUUCAGUAACCGCAGAGCUUCUCCGCGAGUCUUCAGCCGAAGAUGGCGGCGAGGCUCCGCGUGCGGUCGCUGACGCGGCGCUCGUGUGGCUGAGGGACCGAUCAUUAGAUGAGGAGUUAUACUCCAGGACACAUCUAUUGUUUGUGGACGGAGGGGGAGAGCUGAAGGAUUGCGGGGAGCUGCCGGCCGCGAGGACUGAUGGGCCCGAGCUACAGGAGUAUCGGCGUGAGGCCGUCGAGCGUCGACGCCGCGAGCCCGGCAUCGGCGCCACAACGCCCAAACCGCUCGCCGGGGGCGAGCUGGGCGCCCGCGAGCGCGCCCGGGGCGCCGGCGGCGACUGCGCCGUACUGGCCGCGAGGUCGCUCGGCCCGAGGGCUACACAAGCGUUGCUGGCGGUACAUGGAAGGCUGGUCGCGGCCAGAGUUGCUUGGAGACCGGCGGGCGGGCCGGUCGCGCGCGGAGGGAAGCUUGGACACACACAGGACGCCCCACCGGAACCGGAUGGCGAGAAGCGAGCGGAGCUGGCGGGUGGUCGCUGCGCGCACGGCGCGGCCGCGCUCGGCCAGCGAUUGAUAGUUUGUGGCGGUUACGACCGCGCCCGCGUCCUCCGCAACUGCGAGGCGUACUGCCCGGCCACCAACGCGUGGUCACCGCUGGCCGACAUGCGCGGCGCGCGCGCACGCUUCCCCGCAGCGGCGCUGGGAGGGAAAGUGUACGCGCUGGGCGGCUCUGAUGGACAUAACGAGUUGGACUCGGUGGACGCCUUUGAAGAGGGCGGAGAGACUGGUUUAGGCAAGUGGGUACCGCGCGCUCGGCUACCCGGUGCUCGCUCGCACGCGGCGGCCGCGGCCGACCACGAGCGCGGCAUCCUGUACCUCGUGGGCGGCUGGGCCGGCGGCCGGAGCCUCAAGGCUGUGCACAGAUACGACCCAGCUACGGACUCGUGGUCAGACGCCCGUCCCCUGACCACUGGGCGGUCGCAGUGCUGCGCCGUGCCGUGGCGCGGCUCGCUCUGGGCGCUCGGCGGCUGCGACGCCUGGCGCUGUCUGGCUUCUACAGAACUACUGUCUCUCGAGGACCCCGAGGCUGGUUGGACUUCUGGCCCGCUGCUGCCUUCAGCGCGACGUUCGAUGGGCGGCUGUGCCUGGCGAGGCCGACUAGUAGUCGCCGGAGGGUCCGACGGCGCGGCCUCCUUACGACGCGUGGAUUGGUUACUGCCGGGCGUCGAGCCUGCAGGAGGCACCUGGCAGGCGGGCCCGCCGCUGCGUCGCGCUCGCGCCGGGCUGGGCGUGGCGGAGCUGGGCGGCGCGCUGUACGCGGCCGGCGGGUUCUCGGGCCGCGAGUUCCUGGCCUGCGUCGAGUGGCUGCCGGCGCCCGACGCCGAGUGGACCAUGCUGGCCGACCCGCCCCUAGUGGCGCGCACCCUGAGUGAGCCGAGCCCGCCUAGCGAGUCGCCGCCGCCCGUAUACCGCGCGCUCAGCGAGCAGCACCCGCUAAGCGGGGCCGACCGGCCAGAGGAACACGGACAGAACGAAGCGACCGCGCAUAACUAGCCAUCGUGUCGUCCUUCUCACUGCAGUAACGAGUGAAGGCGACGACGCAAAAACACGCUUCAGCAUCAAGCAAUGAGUAUUAUUAGGACCCCCUUCAUACCAUAGACAACUGAGUUAUUGUAUGAUGCGAAGAUUUCGUGGAUGUUGCGACAGCUGAACUAAAGUCGUCAUAUUUGUUUUAUAAUUGCUGUUUGAGACGUCCAUAAACCUGGAUUAUCCCUAUUUAUAAACAAUGAAACAUUAUCCGACAAGAUAUGAAAUCGAAUUCGAUCUUAUCAAUUUUGGCGACUUGAACAUCUUGUUGAGGUUUUUAACAACGGCCACGAAAUCUUUGAUUCUGUGUAUGGUAACUCGUUGUCUGCGGUCGUUUUAAAGUAUCUUUCAUUUCGCAUAUUUUUUUAAAAUGAUAGAUCUUCUGCUGUAUUUCACAGGCAACUUUUCUAAUAGACGUGAAUUCGUUGAAGCUCCAGCGAUUGCCAUAUACAGCUAAAUAUAUGGCACAGUGUCCGUGCCAUUUAGUAAAACGUUUAAAACGUAAUGAUGUUUAAACUUUUUAUUGAACUUAACAGUUUUGAAUGAUUUUAGGUUAGUUUCACUAGACUUAUAUCGACCGGGAUAUGGACCGUGAUUACCUUUUGUAUUGUUUUCG
Cydia splendana is the source of this 2999-nucleotide messenger RNA. Its product is annotated as influenza virus NS1A-binding protein homolog. The record is from RefSeq and is a predicted model, not a curated record. The coding region runs from base 203 to 2350 and encodes 715 amino acids. Gene Ontology annotation, molecular function: protein binding. The transcript has 13 exons. NCBI's taxonomy places the organism in Eukaryota, Metazoa, Arthropoda, Insecta, Lepidoptera, Tortricidae.